AUGCAUUUCGAAGACGUAUUUGGACUUGAUGCAGAUGAUUUGAGCAUCGUGACGCCUCGGAUACUAGAUGCACCAUACAACAACUUUCUACCUCUAACUCCAGAGAAGGAAGACAGUUGGACAUCAAUAUCAGGGGUGGAAUACGCCGUGUCUCCUACAGAGACAGGUUCGUUUACUGACGGUGCAGUAAGGUUUUCCAACAGGGGAUUGGGAGAUUUUGAGUUUGCAAACAGAGAUGUAGCUUGGGCUGGUCGCCAGGUAUCCGAGGAAAUAUGGGGAUUGGAGGAAAUGAAGACCAAUCUAGAAAAUUUUUACACUUGGUUGCUGAGAUUCUCACUCGACUGCCCUUUCAAAGACGUUAGAAAGGGAUGCAGGGAGAUAUUAAAACGAGCAGAGCGAGCUGGAGCCCAAAUACCCGAGGUACCCGUAAGAGGGCCGUCAUUUUUCAUUCCUUUAGGGGAAACAAUUGGCCUCAACUACGGGCCCUGGACUCCUGCCACACCAAACCCAAGGUCUCCCAACCCUCUUGAUCUUUCGGAAGAUGAGGAGGACGGAAUAAUGUUCUCUCCGAGGGAGUCGAGUGGGAAUGGAAAUUUAGCAUCGGGAAUAAUGAUUCCGGACCCCAAUAAAACUAUGAAUGGAGAUCGUACUCGUUCUACCUCCCGUGGUAGAACCCCGGUUGGUUCUUUUGGCCGAGGUAGCAGGCGGACAACGGUUUCUAUGGUAUCAUCGCUUUUUCAAACGCCGCCAUCUCCACCAAACGGAUUGAACACAUCCUACAAGUUCAAAAGACGCAAUCAUCCCCGUCGGCAGAUUCCAAAGUUUCUGCCAAAACCGAAGCCUCCUAGUGACGAUAUUCGAUAUCUACAAGUGAACGCUUAUAUGCGUACAGGCAGGGUUGGAAAUUUGAAUAAGAUUCUCUUCCAUUUUCCAAGUUUUGCGGAGGUAAACAGGGAGGCUACUGAUCUAUUUGUCUCGGACGACUCGCCGAACGGGCCCCUGCCCCAGAAGUGGAGAAUUUACCUGGGGAUUCUUGCUGCGGCCGAGAAAAAGUGUCAAUACUACCUGUCGCUACUUUCGGAGAAAUUCUUGACCAUACGAGGCGAGAAAGAAUGGUUAAAGGGGAUCCAGAACACACCACCAAAACUGCAGCGGAUCUCAAAACUGAAUAUGUUACUUGCGCACCGUCCUUGGACCAUCACACAAGACCAUGUCAAAGAACUAAUUCGUGGAGAUGAGUCGGAAGAAUUGGAUCCCGAACAUAAGUGGACUACAGCAGAGGCUCUCCAAGCCAUUAUCAUAAUGAGCUUCUAUCAUGGAAAAUCAGCAAUGGCUCUUGCAUGGGGUAUACUGCCUGAGGCAGAUCUGCUAGGUGGAACGGUGAGGACGUUGGAAAAGUGCACACCGGUAGCUCCUUUUGGAAGCUUUGUCCAGUCUUCAUCCACAGAUCCCCCAAGCGAAGGAUCAGGUGGUGUUAGGCGAGAUGGGGAUUCGUUGAAAUCUACAUCGGGACACUCAAGUAGAAAAAGAGCACAGGUAGCUGUUGGGCAAGGAACUGAAGAAGGGCCAGAAAAAUGGAGGAAAACACCGACCGGCAGUAUCCCCUUCGUGUCGAACCCAAGUAGCCCAGCUAGUCCUGUCCUCGCGCCAUCGGACCCAAUGCAUGUACCGCCUCCGCUCCUGAAAAAAGAAGCUGUAACACUAGGAACUCCAAAGGAACGUCAUCAUCAUCGUACAAAGAGCCAGAAACGCAGGAAAUCUUUCGAGGAGUGUGCCACAAGCGAAGAUGCCCCACCUCCCCCAGCAACUGCAGGUUUAGAUGGAUUUUCACUUUCGGCCCCAAACAGCUAUGUUCCGUUCUCCAGUCUGUCAAGCGCGAGACCAUUACCAGCUCGAGACUACCUUCUUUCGCCGUCAAGCUCAACGAGCUCGCUCUUUGACACGAUGGGUUUACUUGGCGAGCAAUUACCUGUGAACGUUCUUAUUGAAGAUUACACUCGUUUUUUACACCCAGAAAGUAUAGAUCGCCAGCACGAAGACUUCGACCCAAACUCUCGUGAGUACGAAUUUUUACCCAUGGAGGAGUUUGAGUGGGAACGCAACGCAAGCAGCAUCAUCUCGGACUAUCUUGAUAAUGUCGUAGAUGUAUUGGACCGUUACUUUAAAGAGGCGCAAGAUGCGGAUGCCGACGACGAAGUAUACUUCGCCUCGGCGUUGGAAAUGUUGCCGCCGAGGAGACUUUUAACCGAUGAAAUCUCCAGUACCAGAAGCGAGUAUAGUUCAAGUAGAAUAAAUAGCGCAGAAUUUGAAGAUUUUCUCGCAUCACCGCCAGACCGUCACGAUCGCACUGGAAGGUCGUUCAUAUCCUCGGGGCGUUCAGCGUCGUCGCCACCAAGGUAUGUCUUUGAACCGAAGAGCUUCAAAGAAGCAGCAUGGUUCUACAGUUUGCGGCUGCUUGGGAUUCAGAAAGACGACUUUCGGUACAGCGAGAUCAAAGUGCUUUUAGAUAAGGGUUCAAGGAGGUAUUUGAAAAGGGUUUGCGCCCAGCCUGAUAUGGUCAGCGUAGCGGACUGGGUCGGAGCAGGUCAAGGGAUGGGCGGAUUGAGGAGUGAAGAGAAGAGUCUGUUGGCGCUAUUGGCCUGUCAGGCUAGAUUCAUGGGAGAGGUAUUGUGGGGAGUUAGGGCUGUGAGUGAAUACAUUGGAUAA
Morchella sextelata is the source of this 2706-nucleotide messenger RNA. RefSeq lists its product as uncharacterized. Gene Ontology annotation, biological process: regulation of response to reactive oxygen species; negative regulation of TORC1 signaling; cellular response to L-leucine. Gene Ontology annotation, molecular function: oxidoreductase activity, acting on peroxide as acceptor; L-leucine binding. Bases 1 to 2706 code for a protein of 901 amino acids. Gene Ontology annotation, cellular component: nucleus. The record is from RefSeq and is a predicted model, not a curated record. NCBI's taxonomy places the organism in Eukaryota, Fungi, Ascomycota, Pezizomycetes, Pezizales, Morchellaceae. The transcript has 2 exons.